Molecule: messenger RNA, 3380 nt
Organism: Salvia miltiorrhiza (redroot sage)
Lineage: Eukaryota; Viridiplantae; Streptophyta; Magnoliopsida; Lamiales; Lamiaceae
Product: ribonucleases P/MRP protein subunit POP1
Exons: 13
Coding region: 299-2824 (841 amino acids)
Biological process (GO): tRNA 5'-leader removal
Cellular component (GO): nucleolar ribonuclease P complex; ribonuclease MRP complex
Source: RefSeq, a predicted model, not a curated record
UUUCUGAUUUCUGAAAAUCUGUUAUCCCAGCCGCGCGCCCUACUCCUCUGUCUUUGAACUCUCUCUGUCUUUGGUUCGCGUGUCGCCGCCGGUGCCGUCGGCCCCCCGCCCCUCCAGACCGGCAGACCCAGGCCCGCAAGCAAGGCACGCCCAGUCGCUUCGCUCGUCCCCGAAUCCGUACUCCGGUGGCGGCGCUCCAUUGUUAGGUGGUGAUAGAAUUGAAAACCGCCUGAAGAAGCCAACGACCUUCCUCUGCAAGUUGAAGUGAGAAAUUAUCUGAUUAUUUAGCACUGUGGAUAUGGUGACAAAUAGCAAUAAAGCCGGAGUACCAGCUCCUCCACACGAACUUCAUGUGUGGAAAUUUGCGGAGUCUAGAGCUCCUGAGAUUGAGGGACUGCACUCUAUUAUUGCUGAUCGUUUGGAUAACAAUUUCCAGUCUCAAAGGAACAAGAGGAGGAGAACUACUGGACAUGACGAUCGAGUUGCAAGAAAGAAGUUCAGAAAGAGAAGUAAUGGAUUAGGACAUGCAGCCAAAAUUGAUUCAAUGAGGAAAGAUGAAAAUAAAGUUUCUCGUCGUGUUCGGAGGAACGUUGAACUUAAGAAGAACCUUCCAACUGGCUAUGGUACUUCAGGGGAUGGGACCAAGAGACUGAGAACGCAUGUGUGGCAUGCAAAGCGGUUCAAAAUGGAAAAACUUUGGGGAUUUUAUAUUCCUCUUGGCCUUCAUGGGAGAGGAAGAGGUUCAAGGGCUCUCUUGAAAAAAUUAAAAAAUGGAGUGCUUGUGCAUGAUGCCAGUUACUAUAGUGCUAUCCAGUUAGAGGGUCCACAGGAAACGCUAAUAUCAGUUCUACGUUCUGUACUGGUGCCUUCUCCAUCAGCUUGUUGUGAAGAAACUUUGCAUGAUGUUCUUGUGGGCAAUGUCUUUGGAACCGCUAUGCUUCAUGAUUCUAGAAAUCCCAGUUUCCCUCCUGUUGCUCCUGUGACCUACAUGUGGCGACCUAUGCAGCAGAUCUCUACUAACGUGGAAGAGCUUAGCAGAGAAGUUUCCGGUGAAGAACAAAAUAUUGAUAAUACCGCCUUUAUCCACCAGCUCUGGUUAUGGAUACACGCUGCCUCUUUUAAAGAAGCAUACGAUUCUUUGAGUUCAGCCUGUGAAAAGAAUACAGAAGGGACUUGCUCAGCUCACUGUGUUUCUCGAGAGGGCCAGCUUGCCAAAUUGGAAUUGAUAGGUCCAAAAGUAUUUCAGUUGCUGCACAAGACACUGCAACCUGCUAAGCUUAAUUCGGAGAACAGUUGGCAUGUGAAGAAAUGUUCAGCUCAUGAGCAUGAGGAUACUGUGGAAUACGAGAAUGCGUCCAUCUUUGAGAAUGGACAUCAGAUUUCUUCUUCUGCAGUUCUUUCCUUGGUUGUCAAGGAUCCUCGUAAUUUGACUAAGAAAGGGGGUGUGGUUGUUUCUGAUGGAAAGAACCUUGGGAUGUUAGGUAAUGAAGACCAGAGUAAAGAGCAACAUGUUUCAUCAAUCCCUAAGCAUAAAGCUGACUUUGAGAAAAAGUGUGGUGAUUUAUGGGAUGCUAUCAAAGUUGUAGACCCUCCAGUGGAAGAAAGUGUUUUAUGUGCUGACAAGCAUCACCUGCGGAAGGAGUUCUUUUGCCUUGGUCAAAAAGGUUCUGGGUCUCAAAAUGCUACUAUUGAUCAAAUUUACACCAGAUCCUGUCCUGUUUUGCUUUUGAAAAAUGAAAAUUUUGAAGAUUCAGUUACGAGGUGCUCUCUUAUUCUUCCUCUAAGUUGGGUAAAAGCAUUUUGGAUUACUUUUGUGUCGAAUGGUGCUCAUGCCAUAGGCUUAAGAGAGAAGCACUGGGUUGCAUGUGAAAUUGGAUUGCCAUACUUCCCGUUGGAUUUUCCUGAUUGCAACGCUUAUUCGGAUUUUAUGGAAAUGGAGGCAGCCACAGUCAACCAUAAAGCUAUGCUUGUUCCUCCUUCUAAGAGGCAACCGAAAGUUCCAAUACCACCUCCAUGGGAUUGCGUGCUUUAUAAUUCUGGAAAAAAAGUGAGCAAAGCUGGAAAUAUUGAAGCAGAUGCACUUGGAACUCAAGAUGAAAAAAGUGAUGACAUGGAGAAAAACUUUGCCUCUGAAAAAUCACAUGAUAGAAUUUCUGAUUGCCAGGGUACUCCGUUUGAGGGUGUUGUAGCAAGGACUUCCAGUAUGCUGAAUGAUUUCCUAAAUAAUAUCAGCGGCAAUCGUUUGUUAUUCCCUAGUAUACCUGGUCAGGAGAAUUGCUUGCAUAAGUUCAUGAGGAACAAAGAUUUUCUCAAACAAGACAUUGCUUUGUCAGAAAUGAAGUUAGGAAAAACACCUUGCUUUGUUCGAGUACUUCUGCGUGCUUUUAAGGAAGGUGUUUUCGAACAGGGAGCAGUGGUCUGCGCACCCCUUGCUACUGACAUAAGGUUAUGGACUGCGAGCUCAGAAAACAACGACGAACAACUUCAAAUAACUCAAUCGUCGGUGAUGUCAUACUUCAUGCAGUCACCUUCUGGUAAAUGGGAACUUCAGAUACCUGAGGAUCAAGCUCUCUCAUCCCAUAGAUUGCCAAUUGGCUUUGUUACGACUGGUUUUGUUCGAGGAAGCAAGAAGGCUAUGGCAGGGGCUAUUUGCGAAGCAAGCUUACUUUCUAGGCUUCGGGAAGAACAAUGGAAAGCUGUACCUGUAAGGCGGAGAAGGAAGGAGAUCUAUGUUCUGGUUAGAAAUAUGAGAUCCACAGCCUAUAGACUUGCGUGUGCUACCAUUGUUCUUGAGCAGCAGGAACAGGAUGCCAAUUUCAUGUGAUCUAUUGUCUACCAUUACACACAUAUAACGGUCCAAGUUACAUGGUUUAUGAACCUUAGUGAACUUAUAGGUCAGUUACUUUGAAGGCCAAGCUUCAGUAAACGAAAAGAGCCCGUUUCUGACAUUAACUUCAUAUAUGGUGACUACUUCCCCUUUAAACACUCAUCCGUGGAAUGAGAGGAUGUUCUCUACAUUCGAGUUGGAUUUUCGACUUGCGUGAAUGCCCUUACAUAGCUAUAUACCAGCAGGUAGCAAGAACCCCAAACAAUUGAACUGCUGCUUUUGAAGCUUUCGAGUCUCUGUUGGUUCUUCGUAGGGCAUCAACGCGUUUGCAUCUCGGAAGAGAUCAUGUAACUUUAGUUGGUUUAUCGUAAAUGGUUUCACCUGGCUUGUACACAUUAAUCGGAUGUGGCAUAAUUUAGGAAGAAUCUGUCACUUUUCUACAGCAGCAAGCAUGUUGAUGUUGUGAUUAAUUUUAUUACUUCAGCUUGGUUUAUGAUUUUAAUUACACAAGUCAACAAAUAUCAUCCAAUAAGUCCACUAGAAUUUUAUUUCA